UUCUAUAAAAGUUUGUUAUAACAGGACGGAUCACUGUUCAGAUAUAUUCAACUACACCAGUAGCCUUCAGGUUUCAGGGUUGAGAUGGAGUAGAGAAUGUGAGUCCCAGUGUGAAAAUAUCUGGAAACCAAGAGAGAUGAAGGGUCGGAGUAGAACAAUAAUCCCGGAGAGAAUUCACAAAUCAGAUGAAACCUGGAGAAAACUUCAUAAAUCAGUUCAAACUGAGAAAAGAAUCCCGGAACUGAGCUCAAAACACAAAACUUGUAAUGAUGUUGAAACCCGGGGAGAUAAAACCUUAGAAAACUCGGUGCCGGAGAACCCCAAUCUCAGAAAUGGAAGAAAUUCGUUAGUUUUCUCAGAUUUGAUUAUAGAACAUAGACCAGGGGCAAGAAAACAUGAAAGAGACCCAAACAACGAAUUGUAUUUACACGAAACCAAAUUGCCUUUUUCAAUAUAUAGUAAACAACUUGGAACUACUCGGAGAAAACUUGAGGAUUAUCCUAGUAAGAUCGAAACCAGGUUGAAAACAAAUAUUCUUAUUAGUUCCUCAAUUCAAACUUGUCCUUUAAACAAUCCGUCCGUAACAACACUUCCCUGCAAUGCUUCAAUACAAACCUCUGCUCUAGCCAACCCUACUCCAAUACAUGAUCCAAAUAACCUAAUCAUAACUCAUAACAGGAUCAAUCUUCCAGGUUCAGUUAAUUCUCUAGGUCUCCUAACCUUGGAAAGACCAAGAAUGAGUGAAUUGCAAAUUUCUUUUCCGUUCACUACUUCCAGCUCUAAAUCCUACAUUAUGACGUGCACGAAUGGAAUAGCAAGGUUUCCGACCCCAUCGGAGCAAACAAGAACUUUAAACAAUCCUGAUUCUCCGGUAUCUAGUUUUAGCAGUCCUAUCUCUGACAGUACUCCUUGUAAUAUUGUCUCCACCUGUGAUAAAACUCGUAAUAAUUCCAUUUUGCGUUUACCGUUUGAUUCAACUGGUUUCCAAAACUCUCCGCAACUAAGUUCAAUUUCAGAUAUAUCUGGUUCAAACGUGUCCUGUAUCCCACUCCCGAUAGAUGAUAUAAUUCCUACUAGUCCCUCUGUAGGUUGUUUAAGCGUGGAUAAUCUGGAUUAUAAUUACACUGUUCGUUCAAAUAGUCCUACAAGUCAAUUUGAUAGAUUUCGAGAAGAAGUAACGUUGCUACACAGUCCAGUCCAUGCUAGCGGUAGAGGUUCAUGCAGAGCACUUUCUUCUCAAAAUGGUUCCUAUAGCUUUAAUUAUUCUCCAGGUUCAAUAGAUCAACUGGAUGUGGAGAAUAGUAUUUGUAACUUUAAUAAUAGUGGAGUUAGUUCCAUGAACUCAUUACUUGAUUAUUCAAGUCAAGACUACAAUCCAAAAUCCAAAACUUCAAACGGAGAAUUUUAUUUCUUGAAUAAAUCAUUUUCUGGAAGUUCUGAAUUGUAUCGAAAUUCAGAAACGUGGACCCCGUGUAAGGAAAUUUCGUCAAACCCAACCAAGACCAGAAACCUGAUUAAUAAAACUGAUAAAACUGGAUUCAGCAAAUCUAGAUUAGAAAAAAAUCCAACUCCAAAGAUAAAUCUUUCUAACUCCACCAGGUCAAAAUGCAAACAAAGUUCAGAUCAAUCAAAUAAUUGCUCAAACUGUCAGUCAACAACCAAAUUCAAACUGAAACCAAACCAAAAUCGAGACAAAUUUACGACCAGCUCUCGUCGAAAAGAUUUCAAACAUUCUGAAAUAAAAAGUACUCAAUCAUCACGGUUUAACCAUCUCUCCGAGGAAAGCCCAAGCUUUAUAAAGUUCGAUCCAGGAACAGGAAGGAAGGAUACUUUCAACCAGGAUUUACAAUCAAAUCUUAAGCAGAACUUGUUAAAGCAGAAAAAAAAGAUUAACAGAGGUCAAUCUUUAUUAAUGGAAAAGAAAUCGAGUAGAAAAGAAUCAGCAUCGAAGCGACAACAACCCCUGGACUGUAGAGUACUUAUAUAUUCAAACAAAAGUCCUAAGCUUCAAAACGGCCGAGUGCAUCCAGACGUUAGGUCGGAGAAUAUUUCAAAAGGUCCAAAAUUAAAAGUACAAUCCAACCCAGAGUUGUUAAUCCAUCCCAAAGAAAGGAAUAAGUUCGAAAUACACCCUGGAGAGCAGUAUCAUAAUAAACUAGAGAUGAGAUGGAUGAAGGUGCACUGUAAGAACCACCCGGAGAAACAAGAUAAAUCCUCUCAAACUGAUGACGUAACGCGAGAAAUUAAAAACAUUCCAGAUGGUUAUUUAAAUGAAAGAGAGAGAUAUAACAGUAGAGAGGAGCUAAACGAACCUGUUGACUCUAUACCUCAGAAAUUGAGGAAAAGAACUCGAGGGUUUUUCCUAAAUUCAAGUUCUUGCAUCGGACAAUUUACUUCUCGUCCAAUGGGGAAAUAUCUGAAAGAGAGACAAAGUAUUUCGAAUUCUAGUUCAUCUAAAUUUAAACAGCUUGAGAACCCUCCGGACGGAAAUACAGAAGAAGUUCAAGAUGAUAACGAACGAGAAUUAACUCAUCAUAAAAUUCCACGUUGGAUCUCAUGGUUCGCUAAAACCGACCCAGACUGUGUCCACGACCUGGAGUUAACAACAUUAACCUCGUCCUCGAAACCCGAGGAUUUAACCGACUCCCACCUACCCAUGGAGCUCUACAUGACUCAGGUUCUUGUCUCCAGUAUCCGGUCAUCACAGGAAGUGUGUUUAGCGUACUCCAUGGAGUUCUAUGAAAAAAUGUUUUAUCCCUCCGUCCCUUGUGGACAGUGCCAUUAUUGUUGGAUUACAGGAAACAGAAAAUAAAAUUGAAAUAUCAUCAAAAAUAAAUUUGUUUUAAAUAAACAAUAGACAA
Eurytemora carolleeae is the source of this 2861-nucleotide messenger RNA. RefSeq lists its product as uncharacterized. Bases 137 to 2812 code for a protein of 891 amino acids. The record is from RefSeq and is a predicted model, not a curated record. The transcript has 3 exons. NCBI's taxonomy places the organism in Eukaryota, Metazoa, Arthropoda, Copepoda, Calanoida, Temoridae.